Messenger RNA from Carica papaya (papaya), 1794 nucleotides. The record is from RefSeq and is a predicted model, not a curated record. NCBI's taxonomy places the organism in Eukaryota, Viridiplantae, Streptophyta, Magnoliopsida, Brassicales, Caricaceae.
AUGCCUGGGCUGUCCCAAAAUGUCAACUUCUCCCAAUAUUCCGGUUACGUCACCGUCGACUCUCGAGCCGGUCGGGCCCUCUUUUAUUGGUUUGUCGAGGCCCAUGAGACAGCUCAACCCGAAUCAAGACCGAGUCUUUGGCUCAACGGUGGGCCAGGCUGUUCUUCGAUCGCUUACGGAGCGUCCGAGGAAGUUGGGCCUUUUCGGGCCCAACCCGAUGGUCGAACACUUCAUUUGAAUCCGUAUGCUUGGAACAAAGCGGCAAAUCUGCUCUUCCUGGAUUCACCUGCUGGUGUUGGAUUUUCCUAUUCUAAUACCUCAUCAGAUUCAUCAGUUGGUGACAAGAGGACAGCUAAAGAUGCUUAUAAAUUUCUAGUAAAAUGGCUUGAGAGAUUUCCCCAAUACAAGCAUAGGCCUUUCUACAUUAGUGGAGAAAGCUAUGCAGUUGAAUAUCAAUACUAUAAUGAUCCAGAGAGGUUCAGAUUUGCAAGGGAUACUUCGUUUGGUCGUCGGCAUCUGAAUUGUUGGAGUCAAUUUCCGAUCACCAUUUGGAUUGUCUGUUUCUUCAGACAGUUCUUUGGAUCAGUUACCAAAGUUGAUUACCUCACACUCAGACAUGGAUUUAUCGCGGCACAUUUGCCACCCGGUAGCGAAACCAAAUUCGAUUUCCAGAAGUACAUUAAGAGAUCAUUAGAAGAGGAUUUCAAAGUUGUGGUGGGGAUCAGUCCUGUUAUCUGGUUCAUUGCUGUAUUGUUUCUUCUAACUAAUACUCAUGGAUGGUUUUCAUAUCUUUGGUUCCCAUUUAUCCCCUUAAUUGUAAUUUUGCUGGUUGGAGCCAAACUUCAAGUUACAAUAACAAAAUUGGGAUUGAGGAUUCAAGAGAGGGGAGAUGUGGUUAAAGGCGCUCCAGUUGUCCAGCCCGGAGACGAUCUUUUCUGGUUCGGACGUCCUCAAUUUAUCCUCUUCUUAAUUCAUCUCGUACUCUUUACGAAUGCAUUUCAGCUUGCUUUCUUCAUCUGGGCAACGUACGAGUUUACCAUAAGAACCUGCUUCCACCAACGAUUGGAAGAUAUCAUUAUUAGAAUCUCCAUGGGGGUCCUCAUACAGGUUCUUUGUAGUUACGUGACUCUGCCUCUCUACGCACUUGUGACCCAGAUGGGAUCGACAAUGAAACCUACAAUUUUCAACGAGAGAGUAGCAACGGCACUUAAAAGUUGGCGUCAAACAGCAAAGAAACACACGAAACACGGUAGGAAUUCCGAGGCUACGACGCCAUUUUCUAGCCGGCCAACAACUCCUACCCACGGCAUGUCACCAGUUCAUCUCUUGCACAAUUACAAUCACCGCAGUGUUGACAGCUACCAAAACUCUCCGAGGAAUUCCAACUUCGACAACGAUCAAUGGGAUCCCGAGGCGUUGCAAAAUUCUCCGGGAUAUCACGAGAUAAGUGACUCCGAUGAAGCCAAACAUUCGGAUAGUCUUGGAGGACAAAAUAGGCCAGCAAUGGCAGAACCAGUCUCCGGUCAGCUGCCUCCGGGGCCUGCUGCUAUUAGGACGCAACGAGAAAUCAAUAUAGGUUCAUCAGAAUUCAGCUUCAGCAAGUGAUCAACCUACUUAUAUACACACACACACAUAUAUAUAUAUAUGUAUGUUACUACUAACCACAUAUCAUGUCUGCAUUUCUUAUACAUGAUGAUCGCAUGCAUUUGAGCCUCAUCAAGAUCAAAUUUCUGCAACUAAUGCAUAGGUAAUCGAUUAUAUGCACUUGAUCGGAGAAUGUUAAGACUCUGUCAA